Catharus ustulatus (Swainson's thrush) is the source of this 5734-nucleotide messenger RNA. It is a transcript of the gene ARRDC1, whose product is annotated as arrestin domain containing 1. Lineage: Eukaryota; Metazoa; Chordata; Aves; Passeriformes; Turdidae. Bases 63 to 1334 code for a protein of 423 amino acids. The record is from RefSeq and is a predicted model, not a curated record. Gene Ontology annotation, cellular component: cytoplasm. The transcript has 8 exons. Gene Ontology annotation, biological process: protein transport. Gene Ontology annotation, molecular function: ubiquitin-like ligase-substrate adaptor activity; ubiquitin protein ligase binding.
CACAGCGCGGGCCGGGGCGCAGGUACCAGCGGAGCGGGGAGAGCGGCCGGGCCGGCGCGGCCAUGGGGAAGGUGCAGCUCUUCGAGAUCCGCCUGGGCGACAGCCGCGUCGUCUACAGCCCCGGCGAGCCGCUGGCCGGCACCGUCACCGUGCGGCUCUCGGGCUCGCUGCAGUACCGAGCCAUCAAGGUGAGCUGCAUUGGAUCCUGUGGGGUGUCCAACAAGAUCAAUGACACAGCAUGGACUGUGGAGGAGCAGUAUUUCAACAGCACGCUGUCCCUGGCAGAUAAAGGGGUCCUGACAGCUGGAGAGCACAACUUUCCCUUCCAGUUCCUGCUGCCAGCAUCUGCUCCUACAUCAUUUGAAGGCCCUUUUGGCAAGGUCCUGCAUCAGGUGAAAGCUGUGAUAGACACACCUCGCUUCUCCAAGGACUACAAAUGCAACAAGAUCUUCUAUGUUCUCUGCCCUCUCAACCUGAAUGACAUCCCUGACAUCGAGCAGCCCAACACCAUGUCCAUCACCAAGAAGUUCAACUACAAGCUUGUGAAAAGUGGCAACAUCAUCCUGACAGCCACGUCUGAUCUGAAGGGCUACAUCGUGGGCCAGGCCAUCCAGCUCCGCACAGACAUAGAGAACAAGUCCGGCCGCGACACCGGCGCUGUGGUGGCCAGUCUGCUCCAGAAAGUGGCCUAUAAAUCCAAGCGCUGGAUUUACGACCUGAGGACCAUCGCUGAGGUGGAAGGCUCAGGGGUGAAAGCCUGGAAACAUGCAGAAUGGAAGGAGCAGAUCCUGGUUCCAGCACUGCCCCAAUCCAUUCUGCAGGGCUGCAGCCUCAUCCACAUCGACUACUACAUCCAGGUUUCCCUCAAGUCUCCAGAGGUUUCUGUCACUCUCCCUAUCUACAUUGGAAACAUUGCUGUGAACAGGGUCCCGCUCAGCCCGUCCCGCUCCAUCCAGCACAUCCCAUCUGUGGUGGUCCCCAGUGCUCCCCCAGAGGAAGAGGAGGCUGCCAGUGGCUAUCACCCCAUGGACAAUGUCUCCAUCCCCACCAAAAGCCAUUCCCAGCAGCAGCCCUUUAGCUACGCCCCAGGACUGAGCUUCCAGGAGAUCCGGGCAGACUCGGAGCAGACGGGGUCCCCAAACCACCCCACACUCUGCCUGUCCACGGGAGCCACUGUCCCCUACUAUGCUGAGGGGAACGUGGUGCCUGUCCCCACAGCCAGCUCACUCAUCCUGCCCCCGGAGUACAGCACGUGGGGAUAUCCCUACGAGGCACCUCCAUCCUACGAGCAGAGCUGCAGCAGUGCCAACUCCAGCAUCAGCAAUGGCAAUUAGCCCUCCCCUGCUCCGAGCCCGCCGGCGCUGCCCACCCUGGCACCACGGGGCACCCGCCUGUGGCAAAGUCUGGUACAGCACAAGGCAUCUCUUGUCUCUCUGGCUGCUUUGAGGGGGGAACUGCCACAUCCCAGCCUGGGCUUUUUAUGUCUCUUUCUAGGGAGGGAGUGGAAAACCAAAAAGGGCAGCCAGAGCAGCCUGCAUGCCUGUAGGAGAGGUCUGGGAAACUGAACUGUCUCCUGCUGCUGGAGAGCUGGAUGUGCCCCUGGGAUGCCCUGGGCAGCAGCCUGUUCAGUACUGUAGUCAACACUAACUGCUUUACUAUCAAAGCACCUGUGAUGCCUUAUCUGAAAUGCUCCUCUCUUGGCACGGCUCCACUCUGGGGGAAGGCUGGGCUGUGUGGACUUUCUCUCCUCUUUAGGGGCCGUGUGCUCUCACAAAUGGUUUGACAGCCUUUCCUCCUUGUCCUCAGAGGUCCUAAGGGUAGCAGGAGGUUUCUUGGAGUAAGCAGGUUUGGAAGGACUUUUAAAAAGCCAAAAGCACAAGGCCUUGCUGUACCUGAGCUGUGGGGGGAGUGACUGGCAGUGUGAGUGGCCAUGGGCACAGGCGGGGCUGAUGAGCCCUGGUGAGCUCUGGGGAAGAUCCAUGGGGUGCCCUGUUCCAGCAGGGGUGGCUUUUCCCCACCCUUGCUCAUUGCUGAGCCCUGGCACACAGGAUGACAGCACUGGUCACUCUGCCAGCAGGGGGACCACACUCCAUGGCCCAUUUCCUGCCCCCACUGGGUGCCCUCUCCUCCCAGGCUGGAGUUCCAUGACCAUCAAUCACUAAAGUCUGUCUGAUGCUACCUCUGAGUGUGCCCAGGGGCCCUGCCUGUGGGAUCCCUUCCCUCUGGGCCCACCCUCCGUGGGGCUCUCCUGGGAGUGGCCAUCCCUGCCAGGCAGCCCACAGGGGUGCUGGGCUGGGGCCUGUUGUGCCACUGGUUUGCUGUGUGUCCCCUGAGCCUGAGCAGAGUGUGACAGUGGACACAAACCGUGUGGGAGCUGCUGUGCUCGUCUGCAGUCUCUGGGGAACAAGCUGAGUUUUCUUGCAAUUUUUCUUUUGUGCUUUUUCUCCCUCACACACCUUGUUUAGCUUGUUUAGCAUUGACUGCCCAAGCUGAGGAAACCACAAGCCACAGGUGCCCAGCCAGGCUGGAGUUGUGACCUCCAGACCUUUGGCACCUCAGAGCUGGUCCCCACACAGCCCCAGGCUGGGCAGGCAAUACCUGACAGACCUUUAGGAGCAUUUCCAGCUGCUGCCUCCUUGCUCAGCCACCUCUGCACAACCCUCAGGCAGCUGGGACAGGCCCUGCUUUGCACUCUUUCUUUGCAAAUGGUUUUUUAUUUUAUUGUUUUUUUAAGCAUUGAACUGCUUUAAGGGUAGCGUAGCGAAGGUGCCGUUCUGAGCAGUGCUGGCACAACAUGCACCGAUGCUGAUAGAGUGAUUGUCAUUGUCCCUGGAUAUAUAUAAAUAUAUAUAUAUAUGAGAUGAAGUUGUUUUUAAUGAUUGAAUUCAGAAAUACAAAUUUUAAUGCUGUAUUUAAUAAAUUAUUCUAUGAGAAAUGCUGUGCUUUUUCAUCCAUUUCUGAUGCUGAUCCAUGUGCCUGUUCAUGCCAAAUCCAGGAAUGCACCUUGCUGAUUUCUUACAAAAUGAACUGAGGUUUUGUUGCUCUCACCAGGAAGGGUGGUGAACUCUGCCAAGGCAGCUUGGAGAAAACAAACAUGAUGUGGCCUGACCACAGUGCCAGGCUCAUAAUUCCACAUGGCUGGAGGGAAUUUGGCACCACAUGGGCUUGGCUCUGGAGAGAGCAGCCACUGCACUGCUGCUUCCCAGCCAGGAUUUGUCCAAGUGGCCCAGGAGUCCUGGGCAGUGCUCACUGCUGGCAGGGAUGGGCUGGUGGGGAGGAAGGGGAGAGCAGACUGCCUUUAGGAGGAUGGAGAUGGGUUAGGGUUGGCUGGAAGGGCUGCAGAUCACCAGCCCCAGCCCUCUCCAAAAGAGGCAUCUGGAAUAAACUUAUUAAAAGUGGAAGAAGGCUCCUCCCCACUCCCCCGCUUUGGUGAUGAAGCAUGCAGGUGUUGUCUAAAUGUGGCCACUGCAGGUAGCCUGGGGUGUGAUCUGUGUCUUGGACACAAAGAUCCUUCUUCAUUCUCUUCUCUGCUUAUGCUUCUUCCCAGCUUCCAUGAUCCAGACUCUUCUUUGUUGGGUGGUCUGGCCUGCCAUGAGCAGCAUUCUUCAUCCACAAUGGUUCAAAGGCAGGUACAGCUCUUCCCCAGUGCUCUUCCUCUUCCUCCCACUUGGCUGAACCUGUCCUGCCUGUCCUGUCUGCAGCUCCCAUGGCCUUCCUUGCUGUUGGCUGUACAUAUCCUUGAACCCAAAUCCCUUCCAAACCUCUGGAAAAAUUCCUGUGAGGUGCUAAUGCCUCUGGGCUGCAGGCUUCUGACCAGCCAGGCUCUGGGAGAGGCAGACAGGGCUGGGACUAGGACUGGUCUCCCAGCUCCUUCUCCAUCCCUGGGGCUGAGCUGCUGCUGGUCUGUCCAGCCCAUGUUCCUUGGCUGGAAAAUGGGAUUGCUCUUUGGUUGGCCAGAGCCACUGGGCUGUUUUUCCAGACUCCCAGGCACCAUCUGACCUCCUUGUUCCACCUUUGUUUUGGGAAUGCCCCACCUUUGUUUUGGGAAUGUCCCGUCCAUGGUGGAUGCUGUGGAGGAGGGAGCCCUCACCCAGCCCUUGCUGUGCCCUGAGUCUCUGCAGUGCUCCCGCACACCUCAGCUUGCUCUCCCAAAUUAUAUUUGCUACAAACUGAUCCUUGGGACCUCCUGCUGUACACAGAGUCCCCUUUGCAAAGCAAGGAGCAAACGGGAGCACUCUUGGUGAGGAGUGUCCAUCACCACCGGCUGCUGUGGAGGGAGCAGGAAGGAGCUGGCGCUGCAGCUCAGCGUGGUUUUCACCCUUUUGGAUGCAGUGCAGGUGGCACUGGCCAGGGAGCAGCAGCCAUCACCCCAGGGCUGUCUCUGAGCAGCCUGGUUGUGUGAGAGAAUUGACAUCACAAGUGACAAUCAGUGUUUUCCAGCCCUCCUGCCCCGCCCUGCCUGUCCCAGGGUAUGCAGGAAGGGAAGCCUGACACAAAGAGCCGUGCUGAUGUUUUAUGGAGCCCUUUGAAGUGAGCCAGAAGUGCAGGAUGGAGGGGUUAGUCCAGUUCUCCGUGAAUCCUGCUGCAGGGGUGGCCCCAGGGCACUGUCAGCAGGACCUUGGGAAGGGCUUUGGAUGAACACAUUGGGGCAAACUCAGUGUUGGGUUUAGGGAUGAGUUUGUCCACUCAUCCUCUCCAGAGAGGAUCAGUCCCUCUGUCCUGUGUCCAUAGCCUCUCUGGCUUCCACCUCUUGAAGUCUUGGGGAGCUCCUUUAGGACCUUGGUCAUCCCUCCCUUCUCUUGCUGAGCACUGAAAUAAAGAGGAAAAAAACCCAUUUAUCCAGUCACAGCUCUGGGUAAAAAACUUCAGCACACAGGGAUUCAUUCAAAUUCCUGGCUUAGAUUUUUGAAGCAAUUGUUCUUGAAUUUGAAGUGGGGAGGGGGAGCAGUGGGGCAUGAGAGAAGCUUGUGAGUUAAUUGUUUCCAAACUCAGUGUUCAAUGGAAAACACCAAAAAUAUCAUCAGUUCUUUCUUUUUUUUUCUUUUUUUUUUUUUCUCUUCUCUUGCUGCUUUUAUGUCCUUCAUGGUUUUGUUCUUGUCCUGCUCUCCACAUGUUCCACCUCUGUAUCUUUGGCUUUUUCAGUGUUGUUUGUGUCCUAAACUAAACUCUGCUUUGGCAUCUGCUGUCCCACUGCCUGCAGGAGAUGGGAAAAGGGGAGUCAGGGGAUGCAAAGGUUCUUCUUUCUUUUGGAAAAUGAUUCUGUUUUAGCUUUCCACUGAACUUCCAGAAGUUUUGUAAAAAUAAAUAUUUUCUACUAGGAUGUUUUCUUCUUGAGCCAGCGCAAGACAGGAGAUACAGGGUGUUCUAGGCUCCAUUUGGAUUUUAUUCUAUAUUUUAAAAUAUUUCCAACUGUCUGCAACAGGAAUGUCCCAUCCCUCCUCCUCAAGAGAGACUGGUGGGGUAAAACCCUCAAAACUUGUGCCCUUUCUUGUACCACUACUUGUGGCUGUAAUUCUUUAUUCCUGUGGUUCUCUUUACAGAUUUUGGGGUUUUAUACAACAAUUUGUGACGGCUCUGUACAACCUAAGACUUCUGUGCAAUUUAUAACUGGGUUUUGAAAUGUAAACUCACAGUUUUCCAUGUUUACCACAGCUUCUGGGGAGUAUUUUUGUUUUAACCCCCCAAAUGUAAAGAACUGGAAAAAUGUAAAUAAAGAUGAUCUUUUUUAAGACCA